CCCCCGCCGCCGCCCCCGCCGCCCCCUCCUGCCGGGUCCCGCCGCCAGCGCCCCCGACCCGCGGUAACCAUGUGUGACCGCAAGGCCGUAAUCAAAAAUGCGGACAUGUCGGAGGAGAUGCAGCAGGACUCCGUGGAGUGUGCCACCCAGGCCCUGGAGAAGUAUAACAUAGAGAAGGACAUAGCAGCCCAUAUCAAGAAGGAGUUUGACAAGAAGUACAACCCCACCUGGCACUGCAUUGUGGGGAGGAACUUCGGCAGCUACGUGACGCACGAGACAAAACACUUCAUCUACUUCUACUUGGGCCAGGUCGCCAUUCUCCUCUUCAAGUCUGGUUAGAGCAUGGCCUGUGCCUCCUGCCCCGAGAGCCAUCCAGAUCACAAGGACUGCAGCCUAAAUUCCAAAUACCAGAGACUGAACUAUCUUCAGCGUUGCCAUGGGAACACCUCCAGCUUUAAGCCUUUAUCGUGUUGUUGUUGUACAGGGCAUCCUAUGUACUAGUUUGUUGUGGUUAUAAAACAAUUAGCAAAACACUG
This is a messenger RNA of Vombatus ursinus (common wombat), 536 nucleotides long. RefSeq names its product dynein light chain LC8-type 1 (gene DYNLL1). Gene Ontology annotation, cellular component: cytoplasmic dynein complex. Bases 70 to 339 code for a protein of 89 amino acids. NCBI's taxonomy places the organism in Eukaryota, Metazoa, Chordata, Mammalia, Diprotodontia, Vombatidae. The transcript is spliced from 3 exons. Gene Ontology annotation, molecular function: dynein intermediate chain binding; dynein light intermediate chain binding. Gene Ontology annotation, biological process: cilium assembly; microtubule-based process. The record is from RefSeq and is a predicted model, not a curated record.